This is a messenger RNA of Papaver somniferum (opium poppy), 2462 nucleotides long. RefSeq names its product outer envelope protein 61-like. Bases 225 to 2024 code for a protein of 599 amino acids. Gene Ontology annotation, molecular function: protein binding. NCBI's taxonomy places the organism in Eukaryota, Viridiplantae, Streptophyta, Magnoliopsida, Ranunculales, Papaveraceae. The transcript is spliced from 11 exons. The record is from RefSeq and is a predicted model, not a curated record.
CCGAUUCUGGUUUUGUUUAGUAAAACUCGUUUCUCUUCUUCUUCUAUUUCUUCCUGGUUCGGUUUCCCAAUCUGGUAGGAAAAACGAUUAUCCUUUUCCAGUAGAGUUUCAUCACAAUUCAGUUUAUAUUUAUCUCCUAUAUAUAUCUUCUCUUUGGAUCGAAAAUUUCUUCAAUUUGAUUUUGAAUUAAAAAUCGAGGUUUAUCUGUGAUCUGAUUAAGAAAAAUGUUUAACGGAAUGAUGGAUCCUGAAUUGAUGAGAAUGGCUCAAGAACAGAUGAGUCGAAUGUCACCAGCAGAACUUGCGAAGAUCCAACAACAGAUGAUGUCAAAUCCCGAGUUGAUAAAAAUGGCUUCUGAAAGCAUGAAGAACAUGAGACCUGAAGACUUGAAAAGUGCUGCAGAACAACUAAAGCAUACUCGUACCGAGGACAUGCUUAAUAUUGGGGAGAAAAUCGCAAAUGCAUCUCCUGAAGAGAUUGCGGCUAUGGGUUCCCAAGCUGAUGCGCGUAUUCAAUAUGAAUUGAGAGGAGCUCAGAUGGUCAAAAAUCAGGGCAAUGAACUUCAUAGCCAGGGAAAAUAUAGUGAGUCCGCGGAGAAGUAUUUACUUGCAAAAAACAACCUUAAAAGCUUGCCUUUUUCGAAGGGCAGAGCACUCCAGUUGGCAUGUUCUCUUAAUCUGAUGUCAUGUUAUUUGAAAACGCACCAGUACGAUGAUUGUGUAAAAGAAGGAUCAGAGGUCUUGCAACAUGAUGCAGUGAAUGUAAAAGCUCUUUAUCGACGGGGACAAGCUUACAAAGAGUUGGGCAUGUUACAAGAUGCAGUCUCUGACUUGAGCAAGGCACUUAAAGUUUCCCCUGAGGAUGAAACCAUUGCAAAUGUCUUAAGGGACGCUCAAGAGAGAUUGUCAAAAGAAGGUGGAGGGCCACGUGCAUCAUCAGGGGGGUUGAAAAUUGAAGAAAUAAUUGAAGAAAAUGUCAAUACCACAUCACUUGAAACAAAUAAAAGUUCUCCACCAAAGGAUAACUCUGUGGCCAAACCACCAGAAUCUGAAAAGGAUUUACAGAAUCAAGUUAGGCCCAAGCCCAAGAUGGGUUCCGCAGCUAAUGCUGAGAAUUUACAGGGUUUAGCAGACAACCCCGAGGCCAUCAGGUCAUUUCAGAAUUUCAUUUCACAAGUUGAUCCUGAUACUCAGGCAUCUUUGGGUGGUUCAAAUGCCGAAGGUGUGCUACCAGACAUGAUUAAGACUGCUUCAAGCAUGAUUGGGAAGAUGUCACCCGAAGAGCUUCAGAACAUGAUUAAAAUGGCUUCCUCAUUUCAAGGUAAAGUUCCAUUUCCAUCUGGGACCAGAGAAGGCGUUGGCAGCAAUUCAAAAGGUGGACCACUUCCACAGGAUUUCUCCCCCGAGAUGCUCAAGUCCGCAUCUGAUAUGAUGGCCAACAUGCCUCCUGAAACUCUUAAGCAAAUGUUUGAAGUCGCCUCUUCUUUGAAUGGCCCAGCUUCCUCGGCAGCAGCACCCAGUGCUAAUAGGUCAAGAUCUGAUAGUGUGUCGAGACACUCGGAAGAAAUUGGAAUUCCAUCUGUAAACAGGAGUAGUGAUAUUGGUGAGAGUAGUUCUUUUCCGGAGUUCCCAAAUUUUGGAGCUGAUCCAUCAUCCACUUCAAGUUUCCCAACUCCAACGGCUGAUAUGCAAGCACAAAUGAGGAACCAAAUGAAAGACCCAGCAAUGCGGCAGAUGCUUACAUCCAUGAUCAAAAAUAUGAACCCUGAGAUGAUGGCAAACAUGAGUGAACAAUUUGGGGUCAAGCUCUCACGAGAAGAUGCAGAGAAAGCUCAACAAGCCAUGUCCUCGUUGUCUCCUGAUGCCUUGGAGAAAAUGAUGAAGUGGGCAGAUAGGAUACAAACCGGAGUAGAAAGUGCAAAGAAGACAAAGAACUGGCUCUUGGGAAGACGUGGCAUGAUUUUGGCGAUAUGCAUGCUUGUUUUAGCCAUCAUUCUUCACCGACUAGGCUAUAUUGGCAGUUAAACAAUGACGUGUCUGGUUCUUCACAUUAAAACUCUUGAGACGAGGAUAGCUUGGUGUCUCCGCCUUAGCAGCAACAUGUCUCGUGUACUAAUCGGGCUACUAAAUGUAUAGCUAUUGGUUGUCCAUUUUCUUUUUGUGUGAAAAUUGGAUGUUGAAUGCAACAGCUCAUAGUAUAAUUCUCUCUCUCUCUCCCCCUUGUUUAAGUAGGAGUCCAAUUGAUCACAAAUGAAAAUGGUAACUUAUAGAGUUGCAACUGGGUGAUGGUAAUCAUUCGAUCGGCAAUAUCUCUGUUUUUUUUGUAACCAUGUAUUCUUUUUCUUUCUUGGAAUCUUGUUUGUCUAACUUGAUCAAUCUGGUUAGAAGUUCAGAAGUUGAAGCAAGUUGAAGAGCAGACAUCAGUAAGCGUUAUUUAUUGUUGUCUCCAUGCUCUGUUUCUGA